Messenger RNA from Chelonus insularis, 1631 nucleotides. RefSeq lists its product as uncharacterized. The transcript is spliced from 2 exons. Bases 51 to 830 code for a protein of 259 amino acids. Lineage: Eukaryota; Metazoa; Arthropoda; Insecta; Hymenoptera; Braconidae. The record is from RefSeq and is a predicted model, not a curated record.
AUAAAUACUAGUAAAAAUACUCUUAAACUAUUCUCAUACGUAAAACAAUCAUGAACAAGUUGCUAUUCCUCCUAUCAUUGAUUAGCAUUUCUUGGUAUUCAACAACUUCACAACUAGUUAAUAGCAAUGGUGGACUAAAUAUUCCAAAUCUACUUGGAAAGAAUAGCCCUGCAAAUAUUCUCAAUGAAGCUGCAUCAAAUAUUCCAAUACCCAAUUUUUUUGGAAAUAAUAAUAAUCCAAUAGGAUUGAUCAGUGGAGGAGGCGGCGUGUCAAACCUUCCAAUUCCAAAUAUAUUUGGAAACAAUAAACCAGUACAGCAGACCACUGGAGGAGGUGGAUCAAAUAAUCCUGCUCCAAACGUAGUUAUCAGUAAUAAUCCAGCUUCUUCUUUACCUUCAUUCAAUCUUCCACAAGCUGACUACGAAAGGUUAUCAGCUCUUCUAGCUGAAAUACAACCACUUAUGAAUUUAGUUGUACAAGAAUUACAACAACAACGACUCGAAAACAUACCUGAACUUAAUAGACAAAGUGGUAUAAUCGUAGCAUUAUUGCUUCAGGUACGAGCAAUGCUCCAAAAUGAACUCCAAACACUAUUGUGCUCUCCUCAGACACCUAUUGUUAUUUCUAUGGAAAUUCAAAUCACAACUCUCCUUGGUCAAGUAAAUACUGCACUCACUUUGACUGCACAACAGGUCCCUGAAAAUUCAAAUCAAGCUUUGCCAGUUAGAAGUGUUUUAAGUUUGAUUGAAGUUGGUCAAAUUAGUUCAGCUCCUUCAAUACUGAAUUACAUAUGUAGUCUUUUCAACAAAGGUCAGUCAAUGAAUCUAUAAAAAUUAUAUAUCUGUGAUAAAAUACAUAUGUUAUAGAUAAUUUAUUAAUAACAAAGCAAACUUAGUAAAUAAAUCAAAAAAUAAAAAAUAUUUCAUGUGAAUUGGGAUUGAAAAAUGUGUAAAAAUAUUUGUAAUUGCUUGCUGAUACCAGUCCAUCUAUUUGUAUUUAUUUAUAUUUAGUAAUGAGAUAUUAAAUUCAUACAUUAAUAUAUAAUAAAUAUAUAUGUAUAAUACAUUUAUAAUUUAAUAAUAGGAUUGAGAGUAAUAUAGAUAAGAUAGAGCAGUUGAAAAAUUUAUGAAGAAAUAUCAUAUACCAAAAAAAUAAUUGCAGUAGGUCGCUAUUAACUAUUGUAAUUAUUAUUUAUUACAUAUUUUAAAUAAUAUUUCUUACAUUAGAAAUGAUUGAGUCGAUGUUAUUAUCAUGCUUAUUGUCAUCGGAGUUAUGUGUUAUUGUCUAUACGAAAUACAUGAAUAGCAACAUACGUAUAAUAGACAUCAUAGAUUAUUAUUUAAAGUACAAUAUUUUUUUCUGUGAGAAUAUAUUCUUAUAUGUCGGUCACAGCAAUGAUAUCGACAUUGUCGUACGCAGAACAUGAUUGCAAGCAAUCCGAUAAUUGAUUGAAACUACAAUUUAGCCACUUAAAAUUGUAGUUAUUAUUUAAAAUAAUUUAUAAGACAUGAUAUAUUCUAUACAAUAUUUUUUGCACAUCAAUAUGUUCCUCCACUAUGAUCAUGUUAGUAUACACUAUUGAGAUUAUAGUUUGUAUUGACAAAAAGGUUAUGUAGCACAGGUUUAAAAUA